UUUUCAAUAUGUGUUAUGUUCUGCAGGAAGAAGUUGUCCAACUAUGUUGGAGCAGAUAACUGGAACCAUACUCACAACUUUGUUGCCAAGAGCUAUAUGGAAGUUGUUGACAGAGAGGUGUAUUUCCAGGAUGUGAAGUUACAGAUGGAUGCCAAGUUGUGGGGUGAGGAGUACAGUCGCCAUAAUCCGCCAAAGAAGGUGGACAUUUUCCAGAUGUAUAUUCUAGAGUUCAAGGACAGACCAGGUGCCCCAUUGUAUCACUGUGAACACUUCAUUGAGGGUGACUACAUAAAGUACAACUCAAACUCGGGCUUUGUCGACCAAAACCUCCGAUAUACCCCACAGGCAUUCAGUCACUUUACCUUUGAAAGAUCUGGUCACCAGUUGAUCGUUGUUGAUAUCCAAGGUGUUGGUGAUCUGUACACAGACCCACAGCUGCACACACUCGAUGGUAAAGAGUAUGGGGAUGGUAACCUUGGGCCUAAGGGCAUGGCACUUUUCUUUUAUUCACAUAAAUGCAAUGAUAUAUGCAGAAGUCUUGGCCUCACAGAAUUUGAUCUGUCUCAGAAAGAAGCAGAGCUCCAACAAGACACAGAAAAAAUGAAGACUGUGGUUGCCCACACAAUGGCGAAAGGAAACACCGAACUGUGUGUGAGUCCGACCCCAGGGGAGGCAGUUGAUGUCACAGUUUUGCUAAAACGACAGAGGUCAACGUCAUCAAAUUGUAGUGAUUCUGGAUUUGAAGGAGGAAUUCUGUCCCCUCUGGAGGAGGAGCCAAUGUCGAUUGGAUCCCCAAUAGUCGGAAGUCCGAUGGUGAAUUUCAUGCAUAGGCAGAGAGUACGAUACAUUAGUGAGUCGGAAAGCUCCGUAACGUCUCAACAGGGAAGACGAAGUUCCUAUGUCCCACAAACGGAAGACGAUAUCCGCAAUUUCCAGUUACAGAUGCAGCAGAUGCACAGACCCUCGUGUGUCGCUCUUGAAAAAGAUCUCAGAAAAAUGAAUUUUAAUUCCGGAUUCAAUGAUUCCGCUCUUGGAAAGGUACAUCAUGAGUUGGCCAAGUAUCAUGAAGUAGGACGAUUCUGUGAUAAGAAGGAUGAGGACAUUGACUGGGAGUCGGCGCUGUUUCAUGAGGUACACGCAGCUGAGCUUGGCGAGCUGGAGGCCAUACUGACACUAGCAAAAUUGUACCUUGGACAGGAAAGAGAUGUCCUUAUCAAUUGUACAGUGGGUGGGGAUGAGGAGGAGAAUAUGAACGUGGGUAUGGACUACAUGGUUCAGGCAGCUGAUGCUGGAGACAGGGGUGCCAUGAUCUAUGUAGCUAAAGCCAAUGAGACUGGAGAGGGGCUCGGCAGUAAGAGAGGGCAGUCAUGGGAGGAUGCUGUAUACUGGUACGACGAGGCCUUGAACUCUGUAAACGAAAAUGACGAGGGUGGCGAAUACGACAGCACAAUGUAUGAUCCUCCGUAUACCCUGAUGGCAAGAAUGGCGGAGAUGUAUCACAAGGGAGGACAUGGUCUCGACAAAAUGCCUGAAAGAGCAGCGGAGCUGUAUAAUCAGGCGGCUGAAGCUGCAAUGGCAGCAAUGAAAGGAAGACUUGCUAACAAGUAUUACGCUCUUGCUGAAGAGGCUGGCGCUGAGAUAGACGAGGAGGAGUAAUUUGAUGGUAACUCUGACCGAGACGCUGCAGCUGUGUUAGACAAGAAUGGACAACUGUAAUGAUAAAGGCUGCAGACAAUGUAGUUGAUGACGAGAAUGUGCUAAAUGACAUUUUGUGAUGGCUUGUUGCAGUUAACAUAAAUUAGGAGUAGGAUAUGUGAUCUAACUUUUCUGGUGAUUCCUUGAUAAACUAAAAAGUAGGAACUCUCCUCUGUAAAACUUCUAGUAUGUUCUUUUGGAAUGAUGAACAGACACUGUGAUUUGUGUAUUUGAAGCACUGUGUUUUAACAGUGAUUAGAAAAGAUUGUUUCUUGCCCUAUAAAAAGAUUAUUCCAUUUUUAAAAACACGGGCCUGGAAAUGGAGUUCUAGAUAAUGUGGAAUUCUUUCUUGUAGUAGGAUUUAAUAUCAGUAGAACAGUAAUUGUGUUUUGUAAGAAUUUCCUGGCAGUGAGUUGUAAAAAGUUCACAAUAGAUAGACCAAAAUGUUGUGUAUCUCUAGAAAAGUGUUUGUACCACUAACUCUUCCUUUGAAAGAUGGAAUAUUAUUUUGCUGCUACAUCAGGUUCUGUAUUUUAAUGCCCAAUCAAUUACACUGAAGAAGAAAACAGACACUCUGUACCUUGGCAGAAAAGAAAAUGAAAUGUCAGGUUUCUUGACAUUUUUCUUGAUUUUCUUUUGUUGCCAUGGUAUUGAAUUUCCAUUAAUUAUACAACACUCUCAGGUGGGUGGUGGCAAAAUAUUAAAAAGUCAGGUUUUCAUAAUGUAAAUUGUAGAGGUUAGUUUCACAGUUUCACAUUGGUCAAAGAAAGGUCUCUUAUUAAUAUAAGUAAAGAAAUAUGUGAGAUCUAAUUUUGUGAUUGUAUUUAAAGUUAUAGGGCAUUUACAGUAUUUUUGUACUUCUGUAGAUUAGAGAAUACUCGCAAGGGUCUUUCUAUAUGCAUUCUUGUUCAAGAAUGAUUGGUAAAAUUGUUCAUUUUGUUUGAAGAUUUUAUGCAUUUUUUCGCCUCAUUUUCUGGUAGUGAUCAUGUUUUAAUUAUUUCCCAUUUUGUUGUUGAAGAGAAAAGUUCAACAGGUCAGUUAUAACCAUCUGUUUUAUGCUUUAUUAGGACGGAAUAUAUUCUGUUACGACUUAUCCUCGUCAUGUUAGGUUCAAAUGCCAUUGAGUUCAAAAAGGGCAAAAUUUUCUAGUCAAUUAAAACAAGGAACCAAAGGAAAAGAAUAUAGAUGGUCUAAUAGAUGAGGUUUAACAAUUGCACAUUUUCAUUGCAGAUGAAACUGUUUGUACCUUAACACUUCCUUAAGGACAUGCUGCAGUUUUUGGGUAAAAAAAUUCCCAAUUAUAGAAUUUGUUCAAACUUUCUAUAUGAACACACUGUCAUGUUAGAAACAGAAUUAUGAAAAAAAAAAAAAAAUCGAAAAUCACCAUGCUUGUUUGGGAGUUAUCUGCCCUUGAAUAUACAAAUUUGAAGAAAAAUCCAGUUAUAAAGGCAGAUAACUCCUAAACAAGCAUGGUGACCUAUGAUUGUUUUUGCAUUUUUCUGUUUCUAACAUGAAACUGUGUUUAUAAAUGAAGUUUGAACAAAUUCUGUUAUUGGGAAUUUUUGCCCCGUCUCUUGUACAAGAAACUGCAGCAAGUGUCUUUAAACCUGUGUUGCUGGGUUUUUAAAACAGUUUAUAAUAAUGAUAAUAAUGUAACGAUUCAUUGACCUUAUCUAAAAGUGAAAAGCCAUUUUUUUAGCAAGAAAACAUGAAAUGUUUUUAAAUACCACGUAUUUGUUCAUAAUUUUCUUCAGUUUUAUUUUUCAUGAAAAACUUCUUUAUUUCAACCAUCAUUGUUAUGUUUAACGUUGUUUAUUUCUUUUUGAUUACACAGAAUAUUUUGCGUAGACAUGUGAUGCAUUCAGGGAAAUUGUGAUAUUUUUUAUAUAGAAAUAAAUGAAUUCAGGUUUGUUUGUUGUAUAAAUGUUGUGAACUUGCACGUCUGUCAUCCAGUGCUAUCGUAGGUAUUUAGGUCUUAAAUUAAGAUGAGCUGCACCAUGAGAAAACUAACUUAGUGCAUGUGCGACCAGCAUGGAUCCAGAUGCACAGUCUGAUCAGGAUCCAUGCUGUUCGCUUUCAAAGCCUAUUGCAAUUAGAGAAACCGUUAGCGAACAGCAUGGAUCCUGACCAGACUGCGCGGAUGCGCAGGCUGGUCUGGAUCCAUGCUGGUCGCAAAUGCACUAUGUUGGUUUUCUCAUGGUGCGGCUCAGAUACCACAGAGUAGGCUCCUAAGAGCAAAAUAUGCAUUUCAUUUUUGACUGUUGAUUUUUAUGCCCCCAAAGGGAGGCAUAUAGUUUUUGAACCGUCUGUCGGUCUGUCCGCAAUUUUCCUGUCCGGUCCAUAUCUUUGUCAUCCAUGGAUGGAUUUUCAAAUAACUUGGCAUGAAUAUGUACCACAGUAAGACGACGUGCCGCGCGCAAGACCCAGGUCUGUAGCUCAAAGGUCAAGGUCACACUUAGACGUUAAAGGUCAUUUUUCAUGAUAGUGCAUUGAUGGGCGUGUCCGGUCCAUAUCUUUGUCAUCCAUAGAUGGAUUUUCAAAUAAUUUGGCAUGAAUGUGUACCACAGUAAGACGACGUGUCGCGCACAAGACCCAGGUCCGUAGCUCAAAGGUAAAGGUCACACUUAGACGUUAAAGGUCAUAUUUCAUGAUAGUGCAUUGAUGGGCGUGUCCGGUCCAUAUCUUUGUCAUUCAUGCAUGGAUUUUAAAAUUAUUGGGCAUGAAUGUGUACCACAGUAAGACAACGUGUUGUGCGUAAGACCCAGGUCCGUAGCUCAAAAGUCAAGGUCACACUUGGACUUUAACGGUCUUAUUUCAUGAUAGUGCAAUGAUGGGCAUGUCCGGUCCAUAUCUUUGUCAUUCAUGCAUGGAUUUUAAAAUAACGACGCAUGAAUGUGUGGCACAGUAAGAUGACGUGUCGCACGCAAGACCCAGGUCUGUAGGUCAAAGGUCAAGGAGGCACUUUGACUUUAAAGGUCAUAUUUCAUGAAAGUGCAUUGAUGGGCGUGAUCUGUCCUUAUGUUUGUCCUUCAUUCACAAUCACUCUAACUUCGAUCAUAACUAUUCAUUCAAAUUGCCAUCGGGGGCAUGUGUCAUCCUAUGGAUACAGCUCUUGUUUUUAUUGAUCUCGAAAGUUCACAGUUUUGUGCUUAUUGUAGAAAUGUUUUUCAUGAAGUUUGAACAUGUUCUCAGCUAACAUGACAUUUCUUAUACUUUGUAUACAUGUAACCAAUUAAAUUUGAAAAUAAGUAUUUAGAAAUGGUGUCACAUGUGAUAGAAUUUUUAAAUCCAGAGUUAUCAGUAUUUGGCAUGUCAGUGUUGUUUCUAUAGUUACAUUUCAAAGUGAAUGGAUUCUUUGUGGUCUUUCAUGUUUUUUAUGUCCUUGUUUUUUAAACUUACAAAAAUAGACUUACUGAAUUUUUUUAAAAUUUCCCUUGCUGUUAUUUUUUGUGAACAAUAUAUUUCUUUUUUAAGCAGAAUUCUUUCAUGAGUGUGUUUUAAAUGAAUAUACUUGCAUCUAAUUCCACAAAAUUGACAUUUUUUAUGUUCUUUAGAGCUGAGGCGCAAAGGAUGUCGGUGUUUUUAGUAACUGAAUGUGAUUGUUUUUACAGUGAACUGUGUAUUUACUUCUGAGAAUAAUGACAGAAAGUAGUAUGGCAGUGAGUAUUUCGGCAGUGCGUAUUGUUGUACAGUGAACUGUAUAUUCACUGCUGAAACACAUGACAGAAAGUAGGGCAGCUGUGAGUAACUCAUCCAGAGACUGUAUAGUUGCUCAGAUAGUUUUCUGUCUUUAUUCCUAUUAGUGCCUAUGACAGAAUUUUAUUUAUUUGUGGUAUACUCUGUAUAUCUGUAGAGAAUAUAAUGGAAAGAUCCUUGCAUGUCAAUAUGUAGAGACAUAACAUUUGAAAAUAAUGAUAUGAUUGCUAUGUAGUUGUAAAUUUCCAUUACACUAUUUAAGCAUUCAUUGUUUUCAUCCUUCAGAAAUGUACAGCAUUUGGGUUUUAAUGCAGGUAUCAUAAACAUUUUGUCAUGUAUAUAGUUUUUUUCUUGACAAUUUAGUGUGGCCCUGACAUUUCUGUUGUAUAAAGAAAAUUUCAAAAUAAAACCUGUUGUACCCAAAACAUUGUCCAGCUUUUAAAAUGACACCAAUAUUUGUGGUAUUAAAAAAAACUAAAUACAAGUGAUUUUGGGACUCUUCUGAGAUUUAUCUUCUGUGGAAAUUCAGUCAGAGCUGGAUUGUCUUUUAAGUAUUAAUGGCUUUUUAUUGACUGAUAUACUGAUAUUGUUGCCAAUCACAUUGUGAUAACUUUUUUUUUUGGUGCAAAUUUUGUAGGUAAGGUUCACACACUUGUAAAGUGAAAAUAUUGAAAUGUAGCUAUGAUGAUGUUUAACUAUCUUAUAUAUAUAUACUAUAACAUUUUUGUCAUGCCUUUACUUGUAUACCUUUGUUAGAGUUUAGUGUUGUAUAUUUUUUGUCCCUAUUUUUGACAAGGUACAAAUUUAAAAUGCCAUUUUUGGGAGUUUACCAGUUAAUUUCAUAUUUGUAUAUUAUCGUAGAUUAUUGAAUUUAGGGAAGAUAAAAAGAAGGGUGGGUGGUAAAUUGGUAGAUUAAUACAUACUUUUUGAAUUUCCAAUACAGUUAGUAUAAAGGUGUUUUAUAUGUAAAUGUUCUGGGUCUUGUAGCAAAUUUAAAUUCUUGAAAUUCUCUCAAUUUGAAAUUUAGUGACAUAGGUUUUCCAAGAUACAAACUCCAGGAAUAAAUGUCCCUAGUAUGUCUUUAUCAGAUAAUACUCAUAAUGCAAUCCCAUUGAAUUGUUUUUGACUGCUUCUCUGUCUUUUAUUUGCUUUUGUGUAUGCAAUGAUAUUUACUGUAUAUACUGAGAACCAUUCAUUAAUACUGUCCGUGCCGUAAACAGGACCAUUGAAAAUGGAUUUUGUUUUUAGCAUGAUAACAUAAUUCAGACAAGACCUGAUACUUAUUAGGUCAGAAUUUAGUGGGGGUAGGGGAGUCAUGUUCUGGUAGGAUAAGUAAUUUAUAGGUAUGUAUGAAGGAAAAAAAUCUUGAAAGUAACCAGUCGUCAUGUUACAGGUAUGAAUUGAUGAAAAUAACUUAAAACAUAGAUUGUUUGCUAACCUAUUUUUACCAUCUGAUACUAAUGAAAUAGGCAGAAUAUUAUUCUUGCCUUUUAUGUUUUUGGCAUUUUUAUUACUAGUAUAUACAGUCACAAUUAUUUUGAACUUCUUGUGGUUUUUAUUGAUGACAGAGGUAUGCUAGAAGGAAGAAGUUAUUUGUCCCAAGUCAUAUUAAAUGCAGAAGUUUCCCUGCUGUUCAGAUUUCUUCCAGUAUAUUUUCAUAUUUUACACAACUUAAACUUAAAUUUAUGAUAUCUCAUAUGUGUUAUGCAAGUUUCAGGCGUCGUCUGUAAAGUAACCUAUUCCUUUUAAUAUAUAUAUUCAUACAAUUUUACAACAUUCAUUUAUGCAAUUACUCUAUUUAUUUUUUUUUCAUUGCUGCUGAAAUUUCACCUUAUAGCAAAAACCAUUGAUUUUAUGUUGCAUGUAAAAAAAACAUGGAUUUUGUGUGACAUUUACAUUGCACACAUUGGGAUAGCUUCAGUAUCAUUCCAUAUUUGGCUAAUUUUGCUCAGCUUAAACAGUAUAUGGUGUUAUAAAUUUUAGUUAUUUGUAUUAAUUGUAUUCAGUCAUUGAUAAUUGCAUUUUUGUUAUAAAAUAUCUCUAGUGGAUGCUACUCCUGAACAUGAUGGGGAAUCAAGGUUAUUUAUUCUUUUCCGAGGAAUACCAGUUCCAUCUGUUGAACCAGCAUAUUGGUAAUGCUGAUCUAUGUUGAAGUCAGAACCAAGAUCAUGCAAAGAAAAUUCUCAAGUUCUGUCUGUAAUAAGAACUGUUAUAAUGCCUAAAAUCAUUUUCACAAAGUUUGGCUUCAUUGUUGAGUGAUAUUUUAGUCCAUAAGAUAUAUAUUAUGAUCUAAGUUUUAUUGCUUUUAAUAUAAACUAAACUUGGGACAAUUUUCAGGAAAGCUUGAAUGUUUUCACUUUAAUUAAAAUUUAAUGGAAUAUAGGUUGAAGUUCUGUAUGAAGUCUGAUCUUUCUAUGAAAUUUGUUUUACUAUUGUGCUUUAAGCUGCUUUUCAUUGAAGCUUAUUGGAUAGACAUUGAAAUUAUGACGGAAAAAACAUAUAAAAAUAAUGCUAAAAAAGGUGAUAGAUUAGCAUGGCUUUGUAAAUAAGCAUUUGUACUUUUUAUUACCGAUUGUGGGUUAUUUUCAAACUUUUAUACAUGUGAUGGUGAUUUUUGUUCUUAUAUUUGUUUAUUCAUUAUGCAGUUUUUUUUAAUUGUCCAUUUCAUUGUACCCCACGACAACAAAGUUGUAAGGGGCGGGGUGGGGGUAUACUGGUUUCAGGUUGUCUGUCUGGCCGUUUGUCCGUAGACGCAAUCUUGUGCGCACCAUCUCUCCUUAUCCCCUUGACAGAAUUUAAUGAAACUUCACACAAGUGAUCAGUACCAACAGUAGAUGUGCAUGGGGCAUGUUAGGUUCUUUUAGAAAAAAAAUUUGCAGAGUUAUGGGACUUUGUUUUUUUGUUACUAUACUAUAUACAUAGACACAAUCUUGUGUGCACCAUCUCUCCUCAUCCCCUUGACACAAUUUAAUGAAACUUCACACAAGUGAUCAGUACCAACAGUAGUUGUGCAUGGGGCAUGUUAGGUUCUUUUAGAAAAAAAAAAAUUGCAGAGUUAUGGGACUUUGUUUUUUUGUUACUAUACUAUAUACAUAGACACAA
Molecule: messenger RNA, 8493 nt
Organism: Mercenaria mercenaria
Lineage: Eukaryota; Metazoa; Mollusca; Bivalvia; Venerida; Veneridae
Product: eukaryotic elongation factor 2 kinase-like
Exons: 10
Coding region: 16-1656 (546 amino acids)
Biological process (GO): protein phosphorylation
Molecular function (GO): protein binding; protein serine/threonine kinase activity; ATP binding
Source: RefSeq, a predicted model, not a curated record